This is a messenger RNA of Sebastes umbrosus (honeycomb rockfish), 1760 nucleotides long. RefSeq names its product sialidase 4 (gene neu4). Gene Ontology annotation, molecular function: exo-alpha-sialidase activity. The coding region runs from base 201 to 1649 and encodes 482 amino acids. Gene Ontology annotation, cellular component: membrane; cytoplasm; lysosome. Gene Ontology annotation, biological process: ganglioside catabolic process; oligosaccharide catabolic process. NCBI's taxonomy places the organism in Eukaryota, Metazoa, Chordata, Actinopteri, Perciformes, Sebastidae. The record is from RefSeq and is a predicted model, not a curated record. The transcript has 5 exons.
CACGCACACCCACGCACACACACACACACACACACACACACACACACACACACAACACUGUCAACCCAACAUUCAAAUGCUGACACAUUCUGCAUUAUCGUCACAGAGAUGCAGCAGUUCUCACAGAGCACUUUGAAUGCUGAAGAAAGCAUCUCAGAAGAUUUGGAGUUACCUUGAGAUAUUCACACACCGGAGAGAGUAUGAGGUCGCCCCAUUUCCCAGCCAGGUCGGUGCUUUUCCAAAAGGAGUCCAACGGAGUGACGUACAGAGUCCCAGCGCUGCUCUACCUGUCCCGCUCCAGGUGCUUCCUGGCCUUCUGCGAGGAGAGACUCAGCCCGUCCGACUCUCUGGCUCACCUGCUGGUCAUGAGGAAAGGGACUUUCUACAGGAACUAUGUGGAGUGGGAGUACAUGCGUGUCCUAGGCACUGCCUACCUGCAAGGCCACAGGUCCAUGAACCCGUGCCCGGUGUACGACGAGUUCACAGGCACUCUGUUCUUGUUCUUCAUCGCUGUCCUCGGCCACACCUCGGAGGCCAGACAGCUGGUGACGGGGAAGAACGUGACCCGUCUCUGCUACAUCUCCAGCACUGAUGACGGAGACACCUGGAGUCCUGUCACCGACCUCACCAAGAAGGUCAUAGGAGAUACUAUCAAAGAAUGGGCCACCUUCGCUCUCGGCCCGGGCCACGGCAUCCAGCUGAAGUCGGGCCGACUGCUGAUUCCCGCCUACGCGUACCACAUCGAGUGCAAAGAGUGCUUCGGACAGCUCUGCCAGACCACUCCCCGCGCCUUCUGCUUCCACAGUGAUACCCACGGGCGGACCUGGCGUUUUGGGGAGGCGGUGCCCGUGCCGGAGAGCGUGGAGUGUCAGAUGGUGUCAGUGGAUCAAGAGGACGGGACUAAUGUGCUGUACUGUAAUGCACGCAGCCCUCUCGGGUACAGGGUGCAGGCCCUCAGUCUGGAUGAUGGAGCGGUGUUUCAGGAGGGGCAGCUGGUGCAGCGGCUGGUGGAGCCUCGAAAUGGUUGCCAUGGUAGCAUUGUGGGAUUUCCUGCCCCGUUGCAUUUACGUCAUUCUCUUGACAAUCACUUACAUCAACCUAUACGUCACUCCAGACACUGGACGUCCUGCAACUCAGACAUUACCACCUCUGUUCCCACUAACCCUGUGAUACCCAAUCAUCCAGAUUUCCUCGCCCCCACCUGGGUAGUCUACUCCCAUCCAACAUGGAUCACCGCACGCAAGGACCUGGGCGUGUUCCUCAGCCUGUUUCCCCGUGAUCCAGACAGCUGGCGCGGCCCCUGGGUGAUAUACGAGGGCCCCAGCGCCUACUCUGACCUCGCCUAUCUGGAGCUGCCCCCCUCGCCUGGUUCACCGCCUGCUGUGGCCUUCGCCUGCCUGUUUGAGUGCGGCACCAAAACAGCCUACGACCAAAUCUGCUUCAGCAUCUUCACCCUCUACGAGCUCAUUGACAAUCUGCCCCGGGAGGCGCAGCUGGGAAAUAAUAACAAUCACGAAUGCGAAAGACAGCAGAAUCAAGACUCAAGUGGACAUGACGAUCAAAGUACAGCAGCGUUCCAUCAGGUGCCUCUUGUGAAGAAGAGGAGGAGGAAGAAGAGCAAGUUGACUGAGAUGUGCUCUGUGUCUUAAAGAGGACCUAUUAUGCUUUUGUGCUUUUUCCCUUUCCUUUAGUGUGUUAUAUCGUUUUUUUGUGCAUGUAAAAGGUCUGCAAAGUUACAAAGCCCACACCAAAGGGAGUCA